Phytophthora nicotianae INRA-310 is the source of this 108-nucleotide messenger RNA. RefSeq lists its product as hypothetical. Lineage: Eukaryota; Oomycota; Peronosporomycetes; Peronosporales; Peronosporaceae. The record is from RefSeq and is a predicted model, not a curated record. The transcript has a single exon. Bases 1 to 108 code for a protein of 35 amino acids.
AUGGCGACCUUGAGUACAUGUAUUUGGCUGAAUUACUUUGCUGCCACGCUCAAGAUCCAAGGAGUGGAAGAAGACUCAACCAGUCUACAAGAGCGAGAUCCGACGUAG